AUGCCUUCAGGUCAAGGAGGUAUGUAACAGCGCAGGGACAACUCAAACAGGGAGCAUGCUGACGACUGCUCAGCGGGCACCAACCCGAUUCACAAUAAGCAAAAGAAGAAGGCGACAAAGGAGAUGGACGAGGACGAGAUAGCGUACAAGGCGAAGCAGCAGGCUGGUAUGUGUGAGAGCCCCGAACAUUCUUGGGCAUAAUUUGACAAGAAAUCGCGCGACAGACAAGAAGGCCCGUGAGGAGAUGGCCAAGAAGGCCGGAGGCAAGGGCCCUCUAAACAGCGGCGCACAGGGGAUCAAGAAGUCUGGAAAGAAAUAG
Molecule: messenger RNA, 319 nt
Organism: Lecanosticta acicola
Lineage: Eukaryota; Fungi; Ascomycota; Dothideomycetes; Mycosphaerellales; Mycosphaerellaceae
Source: the annotation of a GenBank genome assembly